AUGGCCACUAAAAAAAAACAAUCGCCGCGCUUCACCGCUGAUGAAAUAUCUAUUCUAUCGGGGCUUGUCGGCAAGCAUAAAACGAUCAUUGAAUGCAAAAAGACAGACUCCGUAUCUUCGAACCUCAAAAACGAGACCUGGGAGAAACUCUGCAAUGAGUAUAACUGCUUACCGGGCGUUAGUCGACGGGACUCUAAUCAGCUCAAGAAGUGUUGGGGGAACCUCAAACAAAAGUGGAAGAACGAGCGCUCGGACGAGAAGCGCAAGACACACAAGACAGUUUACUCUUACGGCGUUAUUGCCUUAUUGAUCAACCUACCUUUCUAUUUUUUACCCGUGUCACAAAAUAUCGUGCUAAAACAUCCCAGCUGUUGUAGAUUACGGGAAUUCAACUACCAGAAGAAGAAAGAGACGACAGGAAAACACGAGACCACGAACGGCAGGAUCGGGGCACGAGAGAAUAAAACGGCCACCAACGAAACGGACGCGCUCGGGAGGGGGCUGCCCCCCACACCCAUGAGCGCAAUUUCUGUGCUUGUGGGGGCAGUAGCGGGGCACAUGGCCACCCGCCUUGACAACGAUAACGACUCCGACGGAGCCGCCUAUCUGCCCCCUGUCCAGAACGAGCCAGUGGUGCGGCUGCUGGAGGGCCUGGUCGACUGCGACCCAGUGUACGAGUGGGCGAAUCGGAGUCGCUCCGCUGCCUGUAACUUGACCCCACCGCCUCCGCUCGAACCGUCUUCGCCGGAGGCGUCGGAGCUGCUGGAAAGCGAGGGCUCACCGGACUCGGACUUGGAGCAAGACUUGCAGCUUUUGGCAGACGUGGCAUGGGAUGUGCAGCCGCUUCCGUUGACUGCCGAAAUGGAAACACAGACAGACGCUGCAAACAGCAAGGGACCUUUGCAGCUCAUGCUCUCUGCCACUGACGGAGCUCUUGGAUCGACACAGGUGACUCACAUCCCCCAAGCAGACAAGGUCACCCAUCCUGAAAAGCCUUGGGCAAGGAGAUGUGGUUUUCUGGGGUACGAGUCUAUGAAGACGUCGGAGCACCUAUUUCAGGAUCUUUGCUGCGUGACUGCAACAGUGUUUACCGUCCUGCUCAACAUGCUCCCUGAGCAACGGUACCGUUCGUCAGAUGUGACCAAAGAGGACAGAUUGGUCCUUUUUUUGAUGAAAUUGAAGUUGGGAAUCAGCUUAACAGCACUGGGUGCCAUCUUUGGCAUAAGGAAGUCGACUGCAUCGAGAGUCUUUAGGGUAACACUAGAUUGCCUGAGUGUGAAGCUGGCGAACUGGGUGUUUGUGCCUCCUCGACAAACAAUCAAGGACACACUCCCAGUGUGCUUUAAGGAGCAGUACCCGAAGUGUACAUUCAUUAUUGAUUGUACUGAGGUCCGUACGGAAACGCCUACAGAUGCAGAAGCACAGCAUUAUCUUUACUCACAUUAUAAAGGGUGCUACACUUUGAAGUGGCUUGUGGCGAUCCUGCCGAACGGAAUGGUAUCGUUUCUUUCAGGGGUCUACGGUGGAAGACAUUCAGAUUCUUUUAUCACUCGUGAUUCUGGAUUUUUGACCCUCGUGGAGCCAGGCGAUGUCGUCAUGUGCGACAAAGGCUUUCCUGCCAUAAAAACAACCGUGGCGGAAGAGGGAGCUAUCCUCAUGAUGCCGCCAUUCAAUGUGGGAGGAGGGCAACUGUCUAAGCAAGACAUGGAAGACACUUUAACUAUUGCACAAGUGAGAGUCCAUGUUGAAAGAGCUAUCCAAAGGCUCAAGCUUCACAACGUUUUAACGAACCGUGUCCCACUUUCUUUGAUCCCGCACAUGGAGAAGGUGAUGAAGGUGUGCGGCGGGCUAGUGAAUAUGCAGAGCCCAAUCAUUAGGACUUGA
Ixodes scapularis (black-legged tick) is the source of this 1884-nucleotide messenger RNA. RefSeq lists its product as uncharacterized. Lineage: Eukaryota; Metazoa; Arthropoda; Arachnida; Ixodida; Ixodidae. The record is from RefSeq and is a predicted model, not a curated record. The transcript is spliced from 6 exons. Bases 1 to 1884 code for a protein of 627 amino acids.